Messenger RNA from Anolis sagrei ordinatus, 6140 nucleotides. RefSeq names its product TBC1 domain family member 25 (gene TBC1D25). Gene Ontology annotation, cellular component: autophagosome. Gene Ontology annotation, molecular function: GTPase activator activity. Lineage: Eukaryota; Metazoa; Chordata; Lepidosauria; Squamata; Anolidae. The record is from RefSeq and is a predicted model, not a curated record. Gene Ontology annotation, biological process: regulation of autophagosome maturation; activation of GTPase activity.
GUGGGCGGGGCCUCCAACGGCCGUUCCCUGAGGCGCCUGGGCCCCGGUCCGCAGAGCCACGGCGGAGGGGCCGGGAUGGCAUCGCCCCCGCCGCCGCCGCCUGCUGCUCCGCCUAGUCCUCCUACUCCGGGCGGUGGCGGGGCGGGGGCCGGAGCAGGACCGCAAGAGGAAGAGGAGCACGAAGUGGUUCGAGUGCGGGUUAAGAAAUGUGAAGGCUUCCUGCAGCCCGAAUUCCGUACUUUUGCUGUGGAUCCACAGAUCACCUCGCUGGACGUGUUGCAGCACAUCCUUAUCAGGGCCUUUGACCUCAAUGGGAAGAAGAAUUUUGCCAUCAGCUAUCUGGGCCGAGAUAAGCAGGGACAAGAUAUAUACCUACCGCUGAUGUCCGACUGGGAUCUGAGCAUAGCCUUUGCUGGAGCCUCCAAGCCUUACUUACAACUCAAGAUAGACAUUAAGCCUUCGGAGGACAGCCCCCUGCUAGAAGAUUGGGACAUCAUCAGCCCCAAGGAUGUAAUCAGUACUGACCUGCUGCUGGUGGAAAAGCGGUCUCUGGCAGCAGCUGCCCUGCCUUUUACUCAGUCCAUCAUCUCUCAGGUGGGCAGGACACUGUCCAAGGUCCAACAAGCUCUCAGCUGGUCCUAUGGUGAGGAUGUGAAGCCUUUCAAGCCCCCACUGAGUGAUUCAGAAUUCCACACCUUUCUGAACCAUGAAGGGCAGCUGACUAGGCCUGCAGAACUACGUCUCCGGAUCUUCCAUGGGGGCGUGGAGCCUUCACUUCGUAAGGUGGUGUGGCGAUACUUGCUCAAUGUCUACCCUGAUGGUUUGACUGGUCAAGAGCGCAUGGAUUAUAUGAAGCGGAAGACACGGGAGUAUGAGCAGCUGAAGGGGGAGUGGGAAGCCCGGGCCAGCCCUGAGGACCUAGAUUUCAUACGUAGCAAUGUGCUGAAGGAUGUCCUGCGCACAGAUCGCACCCAUCCCUAUUAUGCCGGUUCCGAUGAUAAUCCCCACCUGACAGCCCUGCAUGACCUGCUAACCACCUAUGCUGUGACACACCCACAGAUCUCCUAUUGUCAGGGCAUGAGUGACAUUGCCUCCCCCAUCCUGGCUGUCAUGGACAACGAGGCUCACACCUUCAUCUGCUUCUGUGGCAUCAUGAAGCGGCUGGAGGGCAACUUCCAAGUGGAUGGGGAAGUCAUGUCUGUCAAGUUCUCCCACCUCAAGCUUCUCCUCCGCCACUCUGACCCCGAGUUUUACUCCUACCUCCUCUCCCGUGGGGCGGAUGACCUCUUCUUCUGCUACCGCUGGCUGCUGUUGGAGCUCAAGCGGGAGUUUGCCUUUGAGGACGCCUUGCGCAUGCUGGAAAUCACCUGGAGUUCCUUUCCUCCUGAUCCCCCUGAGAAGGAAGUGGAGCUGCUGGGCCUGCCAGCCAGGCCUGGAGACAGCACCCAACCUGUCCGAAGGAGACACAUGUUACGUCCCACCUGCAGCUUUGAGGCGGCUGGGGAUCGUCCCUGCGCAGAGCCAGUUCCUGAGGAGAAGACAUUAGUGAAGCAGUCCAGCUUUGGGGAAUUCAAAUAUUACAGCACUCGGAACGAGGACAGCUCAGAGGAUGACACCUCGCCCAGGUCUCAGCGCUCAGUGGAUGAGGAUGAGGACUGCGGCACUGAGCAUGACCCCUUGAUCCAGACAAUGAAUGUGGCCAAAUCCUUCUCUGCUCCAUCUCUUCGGGCUGUGACACCCCCCUCUCGAGACUUGGCCUCCUCCUCAACCAUUGGCAAUGAAGAAGGCCAGUCAGGGGAGAAGAAGGGAGAUUCCGUGGUUCAUACCCCUUUGUCUCCCUCCCGUGUACCAGUUGCCCCUGGGGCCCCAACUUCUCCGGCUGCAGUCAGCCUUCCACCCCCCCAGGAGUUUGGCAAGGGCAACCCCUUUGUACUCUUCCUGUGCCUUGCCAUCCUCCUGGAGCACCGAGACCAUAUCAUCAAGAACAACAUGGACUACAAUGAGUUGGCCAUGCAUUUUGAUCGCUUAGUCCGUCGGCACAACCUGAACAAGAUCCUUCACCGCGCUAAGGCCCUCUUUGCCAAUUACCUGCAGUCUGAAGUCUGGGACUCUGAGGAGGGUGAUGAGGCAGCAGCUGAAUCUCCGGCCACAUCAUGACUCUCCUUUCCAUUUCUUUUGAUGCGUGGGGACCGGUUCCCUGCUGCCACUGUGGUGAAAGCAUUGACAUGGAAGGGUGAUUGGCUGAUAAAUGACUGAGUUUGGUCUGCAUUGGUCUAAUGCACACAAUAUACCAUUUGUGUCCAAUGUACUCUGUUUUUAAACUAUCUCUGUGCAAAUACCUUGGCACAGAUGUCCCAUCUGUUUUCUGUGCCUCCUAACCUUCCAAGUGCUGAUGAUCUUCCUGGGAAGAUCUGUCUUGGAGAAGCCAGGUUCUGCCCUUUGGUAGUCUCCUCUCCUAUGCAUUUCUCUCUCUGUCUAUCCAUCUGCUUUACGUUGAGAGUACUCCUAGAAGAGCCUUCACUGACCAGUGCUUUUCAGCAGUGUUGGACUUAGCUGCCAUCCUAGGGAUGAUGGGAAUUGUUUUCAACACAUCUGGAGGGCUCCUGGUUGAGGAAUGCUGCCAUAAGAUGUUGGUUGCUAAGUAACCAAGAUUGAAGCUUGACCCAUUGGGAACCUGGAGUCUUUUGUUCUAGGUGGGUUUGCUGAAGGCAUUUUUUAAUCCUGAAUCUUGACGCAACUUAAUUUCCUGCAUAGAGUGACAUUUUGGGCUUGGCAGGAGCCAAGUGCUUUAUGCCCUUUCUCAAAAAGUUGCCUUUUAUGCUGAGUUAUUCAAGUGUUAUGACCUAAGUUUUUUAAAAGCACUUUAUUUUCUGUAUUUAUUGGUGUUGUUUUUUUAUACUUUGCCUUUCUGUUUCUGCCUCAAGUCAUUUUUAAAGAAUUUGGUUGAAGCUUUGUGGAGAAAAUCACUGGGUGUCUUUAAAAGCUAUUUGGCUACAUCCCAAUGACUAGAUAUUAAGCCAAGUAGUUCUUCUGUUAAAUUGGGCCAUGUUGGGAUCAUUUACAAAUGAACUACUCAAGAGGGUUGGUGAGGAGUAUUGUUGCCUUAGUGCCCUUGUAGAUCAGCGUCUGGGUAACUAAACUGUUUGUGUUGGAUUCCUUCUAAUUGAUUAUCCUUCUCUCAGCUUAGAUGCGCCUUUAAAAAAAAUCCUACUGAAGAGCCAUUCCCUGGCCAAGAGAAUGCCCUUCCUUUGGUGGGCCUCCUUCUUCAGAUGCAGAUCCUUGAUCUGCUUGCCAUGUCCUAACAAUGGCUUCCCUAUGAAUUAUUAGUUUACAGGGCAAGAUCAUGUUGGAGAGUGUAGCAAGAAUUUUUAUGUAGGCAGAGGGAAUACAAGUCCUGUCCAGAGUUAUAAUCUGAUGUCUAGUAGUUGCAUAUGAAGAUAAUGUGUGAAGGCAACCAAUUGACAAAAGGGGAGGGGAAAUCAUUUUAAUAUCUUGAAUCUCCAUUUUGUCUGUUUCUGAAUUAUAUUGGGAGGCAAGCCAUGUGUUGACCCACUAUUGAAUGAAGCAGCUUGAUGGCUGAAGUAGGUAGCUGUCCAUUUUUGCUGUGGGGCAAAGGCUAUGAGAGGCACUGCACAGGAGCAGAAAAUAAAAAUGUGGGGAAUUCUGCUAAAAAAUGAAGUAAGCAGUUUAACUGCUACUUUUUGUAUUAGAAAUUGCACUCCUCAGGUAGCUUGUUAUUCUUAUUCUAGAAGCUAUAUCAGCAAAGCAGAAAACAGGAAUUUCCUGACAUUGCCUGGCCAUCACUAUUCUGAUUGGUAACAUCAUAUCUUUGUUUGAAUUCCACUGUUGGGGUUUGGGCCCCAUUUAAAAUUAAGCGUUUCCUAGAUUCAGUGGCAGGCAGUUUUGAGAUAUGGGAAAAGGUGUUCUCUUCUCCCCAGUUUCAUUUAGAAAGUGCCAGUCAUGUUCAUUCUGCCUCUUCCUUUCCUCAGGCCUUUGCUCAUAGUUGGCACUUUGCUCAUAGUUGGCAUAAAAUCCAACUAUGGAAGAAAAAAAGCUUAGAAAAGUAUAUGCUUUCAAGUGUUUGAGUUUCAGCUGCCCAGUCGCAUCUUUUCCAGUAGACCGUGUUUCCCAAACUCCAGUCUUCCAGAUAUUUUGGACCUCAGCUCCCAGAAUCGUUGGCCAAGAAAGACAAGAGUUUGGAAAUCACUACACUAAACCUAUGUUUUUGUUGACAUUGCUUUGUAUUAUUAUUCUCUUCUGAUCAGAGGGACUUCAUUGGAAGCUUCCUAUCAGAAGCAUAAUCUUGUGAGAACAGCUUCCUGUGUUGAGAUGCUCUUGUCUGAAAAUGUACAUCUCAGGGAGACACCAGCCUCAGUCUGUGUAAGAGGGGUCAAAACACAAAGAGUUAGAAACACCUUUGGAAUAAAAGUGUUCUUCCAGUAGCCAUCUAUGAUGAAUUUGAAGGAACAGGCAACUGUAGAUUGUGUAAAAUGAAAUGAGAAAUGGCCACCAGAAGGAGCUCUAGCUUAGCUUAUACUGAACUUGGUAGUAAGAGCACAAGAGGUUUGUAGGAUCCUCUGCUCUUUUUCUCUGACUGAUGGUGGGAGAAUUGGGACUCAUUCUGACAAAGAGAUAUAGAUAUAAAGCCAAGGGUGAGGAAUAGCUGUUUCUUUAGGGGUAGUUUAUUCAUACUGGUAGGGUUGUCGUCAUGUGGCCUGCAAAUGACAGUUAUUGUUUAAGAGUUCUGAAGCUAGCAGGUGUUUCUACCAAAGAGGCAUGUUGCUGAAAAAAAUGCUUUGUGAAUAGGUGUCUUGUACAGAGUGGGCAGCAGUGGCUCAUGUCUUCCAGAGUAUCAUGGACUUGGUCACAUUAGCUAAUUAUUGGGGAAAUUUUGGCUUUCUACAACAGCUGUAAACCCUUACAAUUUGCCAUGGUGCUUGGAGAUUCUUAGUGAUGUUGGCUAGAACAUUUAUGGGACCAAUAGUCCCUCCCCUCAUCCCUGUUUUGCUUAAUUAACUUCUUGACAUAAGAUGAGGCAAUAAUAGGAAAGGAUCCGGGUCUCAUGACUGAUUAUUCCUAUGGAGAAUUUUCGCCACUAUCUCCUCAUAUUUGUAUCCCAAAAUGAGCUAAUUCCAUUUUGCAGUAUAUUUUGUUCUGCUUUCCCCUUAAGCUUUCUUAUGUUGAAGCUACUUACCCCUGUCAAAGAGGCUAAACAAAGGUAUGCUUGUACAUUGGUUUUAGCAGUGCUACGACUUCAAACAUUCUCAAAUCCUUAAUUGCAUUAAUCUGUAUUGUUUGGAAUUACAACCUUUGUUUGUAUAGCAUUGGGCAAAGUGGUUUUCUUCAUCUAGGAGAGAAUGUUUCCCAAAGGCAGAGGCUCUCAUGCCCAAUUUUUGGCCUCCAGAAGAACCCUGUGUUGUGCUUGACUCCAAAAUGUAGAACUAAAAUAUGAAUUUACCUCUUUUUCCAAAAAUGUCCACUUCCAUUUUUUUCUGGUUUUGGAACAUGGAAUUGGGUGGGGGUCCUCUGAUAGUGAAAUUGACAAAACCCACCACUCCCAGAAGCCCUUCCGGAGAGAAAAGAUGCACUUGGGCGACCCUGAUGUAGUCCACAAAGAUUAUAAAUCCUCCCUGAGAAUCAUCAUGCUUCAGCCUUAGAUCACAUUGGCAUAGUAUUGACAUCCAUAUGAUGUAUGUAACACAAGCCCGUAAUAGUGAAGAAAUUCAUGGUCUGCAUUCAAGAAAACAGAGGAGAAGAACUUGGAUGGACAAAUCUUUUAAACCUACAACUCUGAAUCCCACAAUGUUGGAUGGGGCAUUUUAGGAGUUGUAUUUUUAAAAGGUGGAUUUUCCCAAGUUUGGGAUACAAACAACUUAUGGUAACUUGGAAUGACCCAAGCGAAAAAGAGAUGGUAACUGAUGGUGGAAUUUAAAUCAGUUUAGUACCCCUUUUAUGUCUAUCCUUGGGGACAGAAGACAAACCUAGGGCUCAGUGCUCUCAGCACUUGCAAGGGCCAAGCUAGGUAAGUGGAUGAACUAUUUCAGCAGAUCUGAGUAAUUAGCCUUUUGUGACCCACUGAUACUUGGCAGGUUUGAUGUAUUACUAGCUAUAUAGAUUGCAUACAGGUGUUGAUCUAUGUA